AUGCAGAUGUAUCUUUGCUCCGGAGACGAUCCCAUCAGUGCCUUGUUGCUCCGCGCCGAGUCUAUAGUCUGGUUUCCAAGAAUCCCGCGUGUCACCGAGAACCAACAUCUCCCGACCGUCAAUAACGUCGCCAUUGGCAAUCGGCACCCGCUGCCGGCCACCGAAGUGGACAACGACCUCCGUAGCAUUGGAGCUUGGUCUGACGGGGUUGAAGCAAGCAUACGAGCAGCUGAAGCAGCAGCUACAAGAGCAGCAAGUAACUCCUUGUCAGCUGUGUCCCUAGAGUCCCCAACCACCGUCGAGCGACCGAUACCCCCUGAAGAGUCCUUCUUCAACGAGACCUCCAUAAAAUGGGCGAGGGUUUGGGAUACACUGUAUGUUGGAUGGAGUUUGUAG
This is a messenger RNA of Clonostachys rhizophaga, 396 nucleotides long. The record is from the annotation of a GenBank genome assembly. Lineage: Eukaryota; Fungi; Ascomycota; Sordariomycetes; Hypocreales; Bionectriaceae.